Molecule: messenger RNA, 708 nt
Organism: Spirometra erinaceieuropaei
Lineage: Eukaryota; Metazoa; Platyhelminthes; Cestoda; Diphyllobothriidea; Diphyllobothriidae
Source: the annotation of a GenBank genome assembly
AUGCCCUCGGCCGGAAUAAUUCCGGGUCCUCGGACCAUCAGCGGUCCAGCUAAGCUGAAUGGUAGACCCAGCGAACGAGACGGACUCACGGUAUACUUAUUUUUGUUUUUUCACACCUGGCUCGGAUGGUGCCCCUGACGCCCAUGGGGCGGUCAACAUCUACCAGGUUGAUGAACGGAAUGACCUUGACCUAGGAUAAUGCACAAGAUACGCCGAAUUUAUUAAAAGUUGCCUGCAAUUCUGCGACAGGCUUUCAGCUGAAAAAAGAUUACUUCCGCAGGCUUCCGAAAUUGAGUGUCUGGUGCAGUAGUGUUUGAGAAAGGCUGUCUUUCCCAACCCUAGCCUGAACUCUAACCCUAAUCUUCGCGGAAGUUAGCUCAAAGCCACCCGUAUUUCGAGGGGGGGGGGUCUUAUAACCGUGUCCUACCCCAGUAUUUAUAAAACAUCACUAUUCAGUUAAUUUUUUUCGAAAAACAUGCGAUCUUCAAAGGAUCUGCCUGUUGUAAAUGAUAUUUGGAACCGUCUCUUGUUAUCUUUACACUGAUCGAAAACAUGCACAUGCUUAAGACGAUUGCCCAGGUCCACUUCCUAGUUCUUCUUCUUCUUCUUCUUCUUCUUCUUCUUCUUCUUCUUCUUCUUCUUCUUCUUCUCCUUCUUCUUCUUCUUCUUCUUCUUCUUCUUCUUCUUCUUCUUCUUCUUUCCUCUUAA